This is a messenger RNA of Lactuca virosa, 1825 nucleotides long. The record is from the annotation of a GenBank genome assembly. Lineage: Eukaryota; Viridiplantae; Streptophyta; Magnoliopsida; Asterales; Asteraceae.
UUCUAUAAAUAUAUAGAUUGUAUGCAUAUGUGUUGUGGUAUCGAUUCAGUUACACGUGAGGGAGAAUUUGGAAUGUUUUCGAAAGUGUUCACUUUGAUGAGUUUGAAAUCAAGAAAUAGUGAUUAAAAAUUCAAAGGAAAGUUGCAGAACAUCAAUGGCGUUUUCUUCUUUCUUUGUUUCUAUCAUCAUCCUCUCUUUCCCAUCUUCAAUCUUCCCUUCUCCAGAUGCCCCCCUCUAUGAUUACUCUGCUUACACACAGUGUAAACUGGAACCCGAGGAUCCACUUUACGAUGGAGGAAUUCUGAAAAAUGAAGCUGCAACAAUGGAAUUCAUUACGGAGGGUAACGGGACCAUGGUCUCAUGGCCUGCUUUCGUGCUGUCAAGUCUUCAUCCUUCAACCUUCUACAGUUUUUCCAGUUGGAUCAAGAUCUCCGGUUCAAAUUCAUCCUUGAUUACCGCAAGGCUAUCAACUGGAAAUUCUUGUGUAGGGACAGUUGUUGCACGUCAUGAAUGUUGGUCCUUCCUCAAAGGUGGAUUUUACAUAAAUUCAGAAUCAAAUCCCUCCCUACUCUACUUCCAGAAUUCUGAUGACAAGGAGAUUACCAUAACAAUUUAUAGUGCAUCUUUGCAACCCUUUACUAAAGAGCAAUGGUCACUUCAACAACAGUACAAGAUCAACACCGAAAGGAAGCGUGCUGUCACAAUUCAUGUGUCAGAUAAACAAGGAGCUCGGCUACAAGGGGCAGUGAUCCGUGUGGAACAAGUUUCGAAAGAUUUUCCAUUUGGAUCCGCUAUAAACAAUUACAUCAUUGGAAAUUUACCUUAUCAGAAAUGGUUUGUGGAACGAUUUAAUGCGGCCGUAUUUGAAAACGAGCUCAAAUGGGCUGCAACCGAGCCUAAACAAGGGGUAUACAAUUACACAUUAGCCGAUAAAAUGCUUGAUUUUGUUCGAGCAAACCAAAUUGUUGCUAGAGGUCACAACAUUUUUUGGGAAGACCCAAAAUACAUACCUUCAUGGGUUCUUAACCUAACCGAUCAUGAGCUAGAGCUAGCAGUGAAACAAAGAAUCACAAGCCUAAUGACAAGGUACAAAGACGAAUUCGUCCACUGGGAUGUUAGCAACGAGUUUCUUCACUUUGAUUUUUACGAGGAUAAACUUGGAAAAAAUGCUACUUACGAAUUCUUUAAAGCUGCACAUGAAGCCGACCCUUUAGCGACACUUUUCAUGAACGAUUUUAAUGUUGUGGAGAGUUGUAGAGAUGUUAAAUCUACAGUCGACACUUAUAUUUCGAAAAUGAUUGAUUUGAGGAGAUUUGGAGUUUAUAUGGAUGGGAUCGGAUUGGAAAGUCACUUUGAAGUACCGAAUUUGCCUUUGAUGCGAGCCAUUCUUGAUAAAUUUGCAACUUUACAACUUCCGAUUUGGCUUACGGAAGUUGAUAUCGCGAAUACCUUAGGCCAAGAUAUACAGGCAACUUAUUUGGAAGACGUUUUGCGUGAAGGCUUCUCACACCCUUCAGUGAAUGGAAUAAUGUUGUGGUCUGCCUUGAAGCAGAAUGGAAAAUGUUACCAAAUGUGCCUAACUGAUACAAAUUUCAACAAUCUUCCAGCUGGUGAUACUGUCGAUAGGCUUCUAAAAGAAUGGCAAACUGGGGUUAUCAAUAGUCAAACUGACGAACAUGGUACUUUUAGCUUUUAUGGGUUCUUAGGCGAAUACACGGUCAUGGCUAAUUUUAGGGGCAAAACUACGAACUCCACAUUUUCCGUUAGUAAAAAUGAUGAAACAAGACAUUUUAGCAUUCAGAUUUGAAUUAUAUGCAUCAAGUCC